AAAAAAUAAUUAUCGUGUAAGGCUACAAGGCAACGAUCUCUUUUCGACGCUCCGUUCUCUGAAGGGCUAGGACGCGUAUACAGCGAAAAGGUUGAGAGAGAAACCCUAGAUUUAUUCCGACUUCAAUGGCUAACGACGCUACUCACCGGAAGCACCGCCGAUCUGCUUCCGAUGAGGAGGAGGAGAAGUCCUCGAAGCGUCAUAAGCAUCGUCAUCAUCGCCGCCACCACCACAGACAUCGUCACGGUAGCAAUAAGAACGAAGAAGAAAGCUAUCGUGACCAGGACGAUUGUGUUCCUCCUGUUGCUAACCGUAGAUCUCGGCUUGAAGAUGAUGUGGAGGAAGGGGAAAUUCUGGAAGAGGAUGAGUCUGGCGCUCGCGAGAACGAGAGUGCGAUGAAGGAGGCGGAUGUGGAAUAUGGGGAAAUUGAAGCUGAUGGAAAUUCUGAUAGAGCUGAUCGGUCCAUUGUGGAGCGUUAUUCGGUGGAUGAAUCAUCAAAUACCGAGGCAAAUUUAACAGUGAAAAAGGGAGCCGGAAUCUGUCCUCAAGAUCAGAAGAUUUUGAAAGAGAAGAAUAAGUUAUUUAAUUUAGUAGACAAAGAUGGCUAUUAUCUAAAAAAAGACUUAGGGGAGGAAAACACGACUUUCUACCAAACUAACAGUGGCCAUAAACAUGGCAAUGACAUUAGCUUUUCCAGAAGUGAAGUGACUGGAACUAAAUACGGCGAUCUUGAACCCUGUCUAGAGGGUCGUAACAAAAGUGAAUUUGAUCAAGGAUCUCUUGAGUUAGAUGAGAGUCGCCACAAAAAAAUGUCAUCUUUUUCCAAAGGUGGCAGUAUGAAAAUAAGCGACAUGGACAAUAAAAAAGUGGUAACAGACAGAAGCACCUUGGGGAAUUCAAAAAGGCCACAGUUGGAAAGGGCUGAAGACAAGUCCCAGGAUUUUACGCCAUCAACAUCUCAUGAUCGAUUCAUUGAUGCAUCAGAUUGUAGGAGUAGAUCAACGUCAAAUUCUCACUUCAGGGGGCAAUCUCAGUCUCGUGAAACAGCAGAAGAGGAGGUGGAAUCCAAGAGGAGUCAUCAUCGUGGUUCAGAUCGUUUGGGAUUUGAUGAGUAUGCUAGGGGAGAGGGAAGGCAUCGAAGCAGGGAUACAAAGGACAGAGGGAGAAGUAAGAUAGAGGUGGAUAGGGACUGGUCAAAGGAAAAAGAACGCGAAAAAAGCAAAGAUAAAGAUAUUGAGAGAGAUAAGCACAAGUAUGAUGAAAGAGAAAGAGGAAGGAGUAGGGAUGGAAGAAAGGAGGUAGAACGAAAUAGGAGUAGGGAAAGAGAAUUGGGUAGAGAUAGGAGGAGGGAAAAGGAUGUGGAAAGAGACAGGAGAGUGAAGGAAAGGGAUCGUAGUAGGGAAAGGGAGGCAGAAAGAGAUAGAAGAGUGGAUAAGGAAAGAGAUUGGAGUAGGGAAAGAGAGGUAGAGAGGGAUAGAAGAGCAGAGAAGGAAAGAUGUAGGAGCACAGAUAGAGAGGGUAAUAGGGAUAGAAGAAGAGAAAGGGAAAAAGAUAGGAGCAAGGACAAAGAAGUGGACUGGGAUGGGAGAAGGGAUAGGGACAGAGCUCGGAAUGAUGAUAAGGAGGCCGAAUAUAGUGAUAGAAACAGAGACAAGGAAAGGGUGAGGGAGAUGUCAAGGGACCGGUUCAGGGACAAAGAAUCAGAUAGAGAGAGACGAGAUGAUAGAAAUAAAAAUAAAGCCAGUGAUAUUUUAAGUAGUAAGGAUAAGUAUGGGAACCUUGAACAUGGCUAUACUAAAGUUUCUAGUAAGCAGUCUAGACGUUAUGAGAAUGAAUCUGGUCAGAAUGGAGGAAGAAAUGCUUAUGAAAAGCAUGGUAGUUUUAAGAAAAAUGCUCUUGAAGGAGGUGAAGGCAAUCUAAUGAGUGAUCACGAUGAAGAGGAAGAGGAUGAGGACAACAUGUCAUUUCAAUUUGCUGAUCAAGAAGAGGAGUACCUUAACAGAAUCAAGGAGGAGAGUAGAAGGAGGAGUCAAGCAAUCUUAGAAAAAUACAAGUGUCAGCAGUUAGAGAAACAAGUAAAGCCUUCUUUGAAGGAAUCCGAGAAAGAUAAGGAUUCCACAGAUGAUUCUUCUCAAUCAGAAGCUGGUGCUCAUGCUAUUCCAGACUUGGUUGAUGGAGUGGUGGAUGAUAGUGUUGCUGACUCAUCUUUUGUUGUGGAAAAAUCACCACAACAAAAUGGAAUAGCUGCGUCGGAUAAAACUGUUGGUACCAAAGGACUUGGAGAGGGUACUCCAAAGGCUGAGGGGUCAGAUGGAAUAUUCUGUGACGAUAUUUUUGGAGAAACACCUGCUGCAGUUCGUAAAAUGGGCAAAGGAGAUGGUUUGCGUAUAGAGAGGAGUGGUCUUCAUGACAAUUGGGACGAUGCAGAUGGAUAUUAUAACUAUCGAUUUGGUGAAGUCCUUGAUGGUCGGUAUGAAAUUGCUGCUGCUCAUGGCAAAGGUGUCUUUUCAACUGUAGUCCGUGCCAAGGAUCUCAAAGGUGGUCAUGAUGAACCAGAAGAAGUGGCAAUCAAAAUUUUGCGUAGUAAUGAAACAAUGUACAAGGCUGGUUUGGAGGAGUUGGUCAUAUUGAAAAAGCUAGUCUUGAAGAAAUUUGGGCGCAAUAUUGGCCUUAAGCUAACUGCUGUGAGGGCAUACGCUAAGCAGCUUUUUAUUGCCCUGAAGCAUUUGAGAAAUUGUGGUGUUCUACAUUGCGACAUAAAGCCGGAUAAUAUGCUGGUCAAUGAGGGCAAAAAUGUGCUGAAGCUUUGUGAUUUUGGCAAUGCCAUGUUUGCUGGUAAAAAUGAAAUUACCCCAUACCUUGUUAGCCGGUUUUAUCGUGCCCCUGAAAUAAUUUUAGGGCUGCCGUAUGACCAUCCAAUGGAUAUCUGGUCUGUGGGUUGCUGUUUGUACGAGCUGUCUACAGGAAAAGUCCUUUUUCCAGGUCCUUCUAACAAUGACAUGCUGCGCCUGCACAUGGAAUUAAAGGGCCCUUUUCCAAAGAAGAUGCUCCGCAAGGGAGCAUUUACUGACCAACAUUUUGACCAGGACCUGAACUUCCAUGCUUCUGAGGAGGAUCCUGUUACCAAAAAGACCAUAAAGCGAAUAAUAGUCAAUAUAAAGCCUAAAGAUAUUGGAUCAAUUAUUAGGGGAUCUCCUGGUGAAGAUCCAAAGAUGUUAGCCAAUUUUAAGGAUCUUCUUGACAAAAUUUUUGUAUUGGAUCCAGAAAAAAGGAUGACAGUAUCACAAGCAUUGAACCAUCCGUUCAUCACUGUCUUAUUUGUGAUGACCUAAGCUUCUGGCACAAUUAUGGGAUGAUUGAAUUCAGAAGGGGUCAUAUUGGUCAGGAGUGGCGGGUUCUUUCAGUGGAAUGUACUGUUUCUAUUGAUGCCUGCUUCUGCUCUGAGAGAACCUUCCAGUGCUUAAGUGAUUUAGAGGCACUCAGAAGAAGGCACUAGCAUUGGAGAGCUGUGGUACCAUGUGAAGUAGUGUUGCAGGCAAACUUCCCAUCAUCCCCAUUCUCUUGUAAGUAUUUCCAAUUCCAUACAACUCCAUUGGCAUAGUUUUCUUCUUUGUAUUAUUUCUUAGAAAGAACACAGCGAUUCAAGUUUAUGAAAGUAUCAAGGAUAAACUCUAGGAUAUCUUAAAUACUUGUCGUGUGCACAAUAAUUUGAUGAUAAAAAUGAAUGCAUCAAACUAGCAGAGCUCCUGAUCUGAAAAGCAAAGCAAAAAUAAAAAUAUAUGCAUCUUAUUUCAGUCUGAGAUCCCUAUGGAAGUUUAAUAUCACGACUUUUGUAUCAAUAUUGUUGCAGGUCUUGGACAUAUAUAAGAGUGUCUUACUUUUAUCAUUGAGGUGUUGCAAUGAUUUAAUUUUCAAUUAUAUUUCUUCCGUGGAUUUAUCAUAAAAUAAGGUUAGGAUGAAGAGCAUCAACCCAAAUGUUGCGGAGUACUGGUGAUACAAAUGUUGUGAUGAGGAUACAUUCUUUAGUAUUUUAUAAAAAUUUCUAUGCAAAUGCUUAUCAUAAGUUGAUUUCUCUGCCAUGAAAAUUAGUUGGUUAAAGGAAAUAAUUCUACUCCAUUCUUGAUCAAAUAUAUAUACAAUGGAAACGGUGAUUUCUUUUGCUACAAUAAUUCUUAUACGUUUAAUCAUAGAAUGCAAUCUAUUUUGUACUCAGGUGCUAAGAAGCUUGAGCUUGUACUUGAGACGUAGAGUUUUGAUUUUGAAGUAGGUCAUUAUCAUUUAAAAAUACUAUAGUAAAUAAUGAAUAGAAUAUUACUUUUGAUGUAAAGGCCAUACUAAAUAUGGGAUUUUGAGAUGUUUAACAUUUCGGUAGAUUGAAAAUCAAAUGACCUUGUGACCAACUGUAUAUGCCUUUGUAUCUGUUUUAUAAAGUGUUGGAUUGUGAAGUAUUCUGUUUCUUGCUUGUCUUUCUAGUUGUCGUUUGUACUCGUCAUUUUUCAUGAUAUGGCCAGGAAAUUUUUACGUCUAGUUUAUUUCACUCUUUGGUCUACUUAUGCAGAUUAGAUUUAAGUUCGCAUAUUUGAUUCUCCUCUAUUGUUCAUCAUAUUAGAUGUUGCUUUCCCAUUCACUAGUAAUUCUAAAGAGAGAUGAGGAAUGAAGCCAAUAUACUGCAUUAAUUACUCAUGUGAGCCUUUCUUGGAACUCGAUGGGUUAGAAGCCAAUAUACUGCAUUAAUUACUCAUCUUAUGUUUUCAAUUCUCUCAUCCAUGUCUUGUGUGUCCAUAAGUAAUUCUUGGAAGUGAUUGAAGUUAUUUCCCCCAUACCNCCCCCCCCCCCCCCCCUCCUCCUCCCACACACGCACUAUUGUUAGGUUUACACGUGUAGUUUAAGAUGAUCUCAAGGUUUCAGAGAUGUCCAUUCCGGUGCUUUUUCAGGACUACUACAAUCUUAUUCUUAUAUCAAAUUCUAUGUGAAAUCCUCAAAUUAAUACUUGUUGAAGAUAUAAUUUGAUAAACAGGUCUUGCUUUCAUUUGGAUUUAUUUGCAGAAUAUCUGGAUAUGAUUAUGUUAAUUCACGUUCUUUCACAUUUGGUCAAUAGUUAUGAUUUUCAAGUUGUCCAUGUUCUGAGCUUUUCGGGGAAAUUUUGUUGAACCUAGAGAUAUGAUUAUGUUAAUUCACGUUCUUUGCUCGUGAAGUCCCAGUGAAAAUAAAUUUUCAGAAGCAAGAGGCUGAUGCAACUUUUCCAGGCGUUGUCUCGGUCAGUUUCUAUGCAUCAGGAUUGACCUUGUCUCUGGUGAUUUUAGUUGAUCUAGAUGAUCUAGAGAGUAGUGUGUACUAAUCUCAUGUGAAUAAACUCAUUAUUCCGGAAACGGUACAAUUCUCGGACGAGCUUGGAAAAUUGGAUGGGUUAUUUAAUCAUGAUUCAUUUUGCUAAUCUUAAUGGUUGUGCUGUAUUUUCCAGGUCUACUAACAGCGUUAAGGGUGUGCAUGGUCCGGUUUUGGGUUGAACCUAGAGAACGAUCCAAACCUAUCGGUUUCCAACAUGAUUAAAUCUACGAAGCUGAGUGAUUACUUGGUUUUGGUUUUCUACAAAACCAAUUUUCCAUUAUAGGUGAUCAUAGUCAUUUGAAAAUGCUACGCCCUGUUGGAUGGAUACGAAGAGGAAUACAUAUCUUCAAUCAUUUUAGUGCAUUUAAUGCAAUCUAAUUCCUGUACAUUGCCGCUAUUUGCUUGGGGAGGAAGUCAAUCUGAUGGAUUUCCCCUCGUCGUCAAUAGCAUGGGCCCCCUCAUAUUUCAGGUCUUUGGCAAUCUUUUGUGCUUUGGUGGUUCUAAAGCAAGGCAAUAUCUACGAAAUAGCUAUUAUGCUUU
Cucurbita moschata (crookneck pumpkin) is the source of this 5868-nucleotide messenger RNA. RefSeq names its product serine/threonine-protein kinase prpf4B-like. The coding region runs from base 126 to 3332 and encodes 1068 amino acids. The transcript has 17 exons. The record is from RefSeq and is a predicted model, not a curated record. Gene Ontology annotation, molecular function: ATP binding; protein serine/threonine kinase activity. Gene Ontology annotation, biological process: peptidyl-serine phosphorylation; mRNA cis splicing, via spliceosome; peptidyl-threonine phosphorylation. Lineage: Eukaryota; Viridiplantae; Streptophyta; Magnoliopsida; Cucurbitales; Cucurbitaceae.